This is a messenger RNA of Manihot esculenta (cassava), 1523 nucleotides long. RefSeq names its product heat stress transcription factor B-4. The record is from RefSeq and is a predicted model, not a curated record. The coding region runs from base 118 to 1194 and encodes 358 amino acids. Gene Ontology annotation, biological process: regulation of transcription by RNA polymerase II. Gene Ontology annotation, cellular component: nucleus. NCBI's taxonomy places the organism in Eukaryota, Viridiplantae, Streptophyta, Magnoliopsida, Malpighiales, Euphorbiaceae. The transcript is spliced from 2 exons. Gene Ontology annotation, molecular function: RNA polymerase II cis-regulatory region sequence-specific DNA binding; DNA-binding transcription factor activity.
UGGAAUAUUAUGAAAGGAAAAAGAAGUUGAGGGCAAGAAGAUCAAGAAGAAGAAGAACAGAAGAAAAUUUGCCCUCUUUUUCUUUCCGCAGAGUGGCAGGUGUGCUUUUGAUCUUCAAUGGCACUUAUGCUCGACAACUGUGAAGGAAUUUUGCUGUCUUUAGACUCGCACAAAUCGGUCCCAGCUCCAUUUCUUACCAAAACAUACCAAUUGGUUGAUGAUCCCACCACCGACCACAUUGUCUCUUGGGGUGAAGAUGAUACAACUUUCAUCGUUUGGAGGCCGCCGGAGUUCGCCCGAGAUCUCCUCCCUAACUAUUUCAAGCAUAAUAACUUCUCUAGUUUUGUCAGGCAACUCAAUACCUAUGGUUUUAGGAAGAUUGUACCUGACAGAUGGGAGUUCGCAAAUGAGUUUUUCAAGAAAGGAGAGAAGCGUUUACUCUGCGAAAUCCAUAGAAGAAAAUCAGCUCAGCCGCAAGUAGCCAUUAAUCACCACAAUCAUCAUCACCCACAUUCUCCUCUUGGUGUUAAUGGGCCCAGUUUCUUUCCAUUUUCAAGCCGAGUUAGCAUCUCGCCAUCUGAUUCAGACGAACAACCCAACAACUGGUGUGACUCGCCACCUCUCUCUUCGCCGAGAGGAGGGGCUAAUGCUUCAGUUAGUAAUGGAGGUGGAUACAACAGCUCAGUCACUGCCUUAUUAGAGGAUAACGAGAGACUAAGGAGAAACAAUAAUAUUCUUGUGUCUGAGCUUGCACACAUGAGAAAGCUUUACAAUGAUAUCAUAUACUUUGUCCAAAAUCACGUCAAGCCUGUGACGUCGAGCAAUUCCUAUCCUUCUUCUCUGCUUCUUUGUGCCCCAACAUCUACAGCUAAUCCUUUUUCUUCUAACGGUUCUCUGAUACAAAAGCCAUUAAACCAGCUUUUUGGAUGUUACCCUUCCACUAACACUAAGCAAAUUCCUCAAGUUCAAGUUUUAAACUCUCCUAGUACAACUUCAAAGAGCUCUUUAACAGUUCUUGAAGAUUCCAACAACAAUAGCUGCAAGACGAAGUUGUUUGGCGUCCCUUUGCAAUCCAAGAAAAGAUUGCACUCGGAGUGUGGUUCUAAUUCAGGAAACAUGGAGGCUAGUAAAGCUCGUUUGGUGUUGGAAAAAGAUGAAUUAAGGUUGAAUUUGAUGCCCCCUUCAACAUGUUAGCUAGUUUACUCAAAUCCAUUCAAAGGUCUGAGGUUUUUGCCAUUUUUUAGAUGUCCUCACCAUCUCAUUUAGAUUUUUCUUGUUCGAUUUCCAUGUUCUUUAGAGUUUGAGAGUCAUCUGAGAUGAUAGUGUUGAUUAAAUAUGUGUGUGGGUGCGUGUCGGAUUUGUGACUUUGUAUAUAUAAAUUUAAUUAGUGGCAGGUAUUAUUGUCUUGUUUUCCCCAGCCAUGAAUGUAAGUGAUCAAAAGAUUAACAUUCAGUCACCAACUCCAUCUUCCUGUAGACAUGUCGCUUGGUUUUGGUUGGUGCAAUUUAUUGCUCUUUCUAUUA